CUCCCUCCUCCGCCCGCCCCUGAGGCAGGGACCGUGCAAAUCGAGGAGAGGGGGGACGGACAGGCCAGAUGGGGUCCAGCUUAGUGCCCUGGGCUCCCCGCCAAUGCCCUAUCCAGGACCCCCCUCGGAUGCUCUGAGCCACCCUCCUCAACCCGGAUCUAAAACCCAGGACACAGCUAUCAGGCCAGCCUCUCUCUCCACCCCACCCCCUCUUUCUGGCGUCCAUCCCCUUCUCAACUCCACCUCUGCUGCUGCCUCUGGCUGUGGACCUGCACCUCUUCCCCAUCCCUGAAGGCCUGGGGAGCGGGCUGAGCCUGGAUGAGAGCUCCCCCAACCUGGGGCUCUCCCAGGCCAUGGCCCGGGUGCUUCCAGGGAGGAGCCCGGGACCCUGAGCAUCUGCUAGAGGCUUGGCAGAGGCCCCACGGGGACCGUGUCUUCUGAGGACAAAAGGCGCGGCCAGCAGGCAGACAGGAAGGGGGAAGGGGGAGACCGGCAGCCAGGCGGGCUGACGGGCUGACGGGUAGCAGGGGCCAGUGUUGGCCCCCCUCCCAGCUUGGCGGAGGCAUGAAGAUGGGGGAGGGAGUGUGUAGUUGGGGAAGCACCUGCCCAGACCCCCACCUGCCAGCUAGCCGGGCACCUCAAGGCUGUGUGCUGCCCACCUGGUGUUCCCCAUCACCCCCAGCCCUGCCCAGUGCACUCCUCCAGUGCCUGCUUCCCCUGAUGUCUUCGAUUUAGACCAGCCCGGCUGUAUCCACGGCAACAGAAGCAGGAGUGUCACUGGCUGCCAGAUCACUGAGGGUCCCACAAUGUGGCCUGGGCUGUGAUUUAUCCUGAGUGAGACAGCUUCAGCCCCCUUCCUGGAUUUCAAGACAGCCCUGCUGAGAGAGCCUAGGAAGCAGUCCAGACAUUUACAGCCUUCCUUCUCACGUGGUCCCCUUGAGCCCCAUCUUGCUCCAGCCCAGGGCAGCUCUGCUAAUGUUUCCACCUGUAUGUUCCAGAGUUGGCUGCUCUGUGCACUUGCACAGGUUUGUCUCUUGAUAUGUACCUGUUGCAGGAUGUAUAUGUCAAGUGCAGCCCAGCAGAACAACUGAUGGAGUCCCCUGGGGCCCAUCGGGUACUGGACUGGCUGACCCCAUAGGGUUGGGAGCAGCCCCUGCCCCUCAGUAUGGCCAACACCACUGGAGAGCCCGAGGAGGUGAGCGGUGCACUGUCUCCACCAUCAGCAGCGGCUUACGUGAAGCUGGUGCUGCUGGGACUGAUCAUGUGCGUGAGCCUGGCGGGCAACGCCAUCUUGUCCCUGCUGGUGCUCAAGGACCGUGCCCUGCACAAGGCUCCUUACUACUUUCUGCUGGACCUGUGCCUGGCUGACGGCAUACGCUCUGCCGUCUGCUUCCCCUUUGUGCUGGCUUCUGUGCGCCACGGCUCCUCAUGGACCUUCAGUGCGCUCAGCUGCAAGAUUGUGGCCUUUAUGGCUGUGCUCUUUUGCUUCCAUGCGGCCUUCAUGCUGUUCUGCAUCAGCGUCACACGCUACAUGGCCAUCGCCCACCACCGCUUCUAUGCCAAGCGCAUGACACUCUGGACAUGCGCAGCCGUCAUCUGCAUGGCCUGGACCCUGUCUGUGGCCAUGGCCUUCCCACCUGUCUUCGACGUGGGCACCUACAAGUUCAUCCGUGAGGAGGACCAGUGUAUCUUUGAGCAUCGCUACUUCAAGGCCAAUGACACGCUGGGCUUCAUGCUUAUGUUGGCUGUGCUUAUGGCAGCCACACAUGCUGUCUAUGGCAAGCUGCUCCUCUUCGAGUAUCGUCACCGCAAGAUGAAGCCUGUGCAGAUGGUGCCAGCCAUCAGUCAGAACUGGACAUUCCAUGGCCCUGGGGCCACUGGCCAGGCUGCUGCCAAUUGGAUCGCUGGCUUUGGCCGAGGGCCCAUGCCACCAACCCUACUGGGUAUCCGGCAGAAUGGGCAUGCAGCCAGCCGGCGGCUGCUGGGCAUGGACGAGGUCAAGGGUGAAAAGCAGCUGGGCCGUAUGUUCUACGCGAUCACACUGCUCUUCCUGCUCCUCUGGUCACCCUACAUCGUGGCCUGCUACUGGCGAGUGUUUGUGAAAGCCUGCACUGUGCCCCACCGUUACCUGGCCACUGCUGUUUGGAUGAGCUUCGCCCAGGCUGCCGUCAACCCAAUUGUCUGCUUUCUGCUCAACAAGGACCUCAAGAAGUGCCUGAGGACUCACGCCCCCUGCUGGGGCACAGGAGGUGCCCCAGCUCCUAGAGAACCCUACUGUGUGAUGUGAAGCAGGCUAGUAGGCAGACAGGCAGGGAGAAGGUCGUGGCCACCACGAUGGAGCCAACAGAAGGGAAGAGGUAGGGCUCCACACAGGAGCCUUUCUUUCUGAGCUCCAGCCCCAGACCCUGGAACAACCUGGAAUCUAGGCACCUUUGCCAACAUCUCCCCAGGGCUGGGGACUGGGUGGGGACUGGGAAAGAUGCAUUUCUAGUCCUAUGGGGCCUGUCUCCACCUCCUCCUUCUCCACUUCUACAGUCUCUCUCCUCUUUCUCUCUCUCUCUCAGAAGUGACAAUUCAGAAAAAAAAAAAAAACUGAAAAUGCAGGUUUUCCUACUCAUAGCUGAGGAGACAGGCUUUCUUGCUUUAAUGUCUCUCCUCUGACAUUGUCCAGAAGGGGGAAAUUUGUCCUGUAAAAUAGACUUCUAGAGCUCUUAUUGUCCCCUCUGCUCCCAUGCACCCUCUCCUUCCAAGUCCUUUAGCAAGGCCUGAAUGAAAUUGAUCUGCUGAUGAGAGGGACCAAAGUGGGUGCUCGGUCCCCAGGGAGCAAGGUUUAAUUGCUAUGUUGUGUGCAAUGUUGUUUUAGGCUAACCCUGGUCCCAAGGCCAAUCUUUUAUCCAUCCCUACCAUGUCCAGACCCCCCAAGUGUUUCUUGAGCAUCUGUUUGAGAAACAAGGAGGGGAGGGAGAAGGGCCUCUGGGAUGGACCCAGGUUAGGUGAAGAGCAGGAUGUGAGCAAUAUGCCUUGAGCUGAAGAGACCUCAGCUUGGCUGCAUUCUCUCAAGCUGCCUCCAGGAUCCCCAUCCUACAGUUCUUCUUCCUGAGAAUGGAAAUCCACUCCAACCCCACUGAAGUCGAUGGGUGCCAUACAGGCAGGAGCAGCACCCCUCCAGGGGAUGCUAUAGGGAAGCACUCCAGGGAAGUGUAGGGAGAAAGUCAAACUCCCCAGAAUGGCUGAAUCCCAAAGCCUGGGGUCAGAGCAGAGUUGAACCCCAGAAUUGUCUCCUGAGUUCAUGCUACUCUCCUGAAGAUGAAAAUUCUUUGAGGGCCUUGGUAAGUCAUUGUGGUAUAAGCUCCAAGGCACUGUGGACUUGAGUCCAUUCCUCUUUGACCUCUUUUGUCCCUUAAAGCCUCAGGGGCCUCAGGCCCCUCUGUGGUAACCCUUGGCCUUCUGGGCCCUUAGCCCCCACCUUCCUUGCUCUGAACAGCCCUUCCCCCUCUUCUUCCCUCCACCAUCACAUCCACCCCAAGUGGAGCAGAAUGCAGCCAGAUUUCCCAGGUGGGAGAUCCAAAGCCUCCUUCCCAGGGCAGAGCCCACUCUGGGUUCACAUCAAGUCUUAUGGACUGGUGAGCCAAACUGGCAUUCUUUGCCUGGUCUUUCCCAAGUUCUCUGUCCCCCUCUUAUCUCCUGGGAGAGGGGGAGAUCUGUAUUUUUCCACCCCCUUUCUCUCCCCUAUAGAAGCCCUUGUCCUACACUCCCUCCCUACCCUAAGACAGCUCCGGAACUGGGCAAGCCUCGACUUAAGCAAGAGGAAUGGAGAAGGCACUCUAGGCAGGAGAGACAUUAAUGAGCCUGGUUAUGGAGUGGCCCUGGAAAGGCAGGCCAGAGUGGCUGAGAGACUGGUAUACAGUGGGGUACCUGUUCUCUCAGUGAUAGUGAUGGGGGUGCCUUUCCCAGGGAGUGGGGUGGGGGUAGAUAGGGUACAUUCAGGAGGAUUUUCCUCUAUUUCUUUUUUCUAACUGCCUGGAUUCACCACUGGAUUUUGUAAAUGGAAAACUGAAAUGAACAAUGCUAUAUUGGAUGUUUUCUCUUUCUGUCUGUGUGUGUGGGUGGGUGUGUGCCCUAUCUGCAAUGGCCACAUGUAGGGAGGUAUGGUCAAGUGAGACAAUGUGUCUGUGUGACUUUGUUGGGGCGCACUCUGGCCUGGGGCACAUAUGUGAGCAAAUGCCUGUAUGUGGAGACAUAUACAGUGCAUGUGAGCACACACAUGCACACAUGCACCUAAUUGAAAGAAGACAAAACAGUAUGUGCCUGCAGCAGGAAGCAGAGUGUUUAGAGAGAUGGAACUUGAUAUGUAUGGAUGUAGCAAGAGGGUAGACUCCCAUCUCAAAAGAUCUUCCUCCCCUGGCCCAGGCUCUGAACAUGGGGGACAGGAUACUUGAGAAUACCAUCUCUUCCAAAAGUCUGGAUCCCCCUCUCAAAAACCCAGAUAAGGUGUUCCUGAAACUGGACCACCAUGGAGAAUGGGGACUGGUAAUUGGGGAUCAAACUUGGGGGAACUGUUGGGUUAGGUAAUGCCCCCCCCACACACACACACAAAGUAAUGGCUUAUGGAGGGACUGCUCAGUCUGGGAUAGGAGCCCUUCAGAAGGAUCCAUUGUAUACAGCUGGGAUUUUGGUAAGCUUUGAUUAAAUUCAGAGGGAUGGAUGUCACAGGGGGGAAAAAAAAACAAGCCUGGGAGCCUCCCCAGUCAGCCUGUUCCCUGGGCGCUCAAUUACUUUACUCUAUGAGAUGCACAGAAUUGAGUUGACCAUACUCCUCAGUUCUUGGCACACUGUAUCAUCACUGGUCCAUAUGAAGCCCUUAUAUUCUUUUUUGUUUUGUUUUGUCCACUUCAUCACCCAUCCCUAAUCCCAUCCCCCCUCCCACACAGGCACCCCACUCUUGUGUAUUUAACGUGUGUUUUUCCAAUCCACCAUUCAUGUGUUUUAUUUACAUAUACGUGUAUAUGUGGGAAAUGUAUGGUAUUGUUAUGUGUUUUAAUUUACAUAAACAGUAUUGUACUAUAAA
This is a messenger RNA of Cervus elaphus (red deer), 5068 nucleotides long. RefSeq names its product G protein-coupled receptor 173 (gene GPR173). Gene Ontology annotation, cellular component: plasma membrane. The transcript is spliced from 4 exons. The record is from RefSeq and is a predicted model, not a curated record. Bases 1166 to 2287 code for a protein of 373 amino acids. Gene Ontology annotation, biological process: G protein-coupled receptor signaling pathway. Gene Ontology annotation, molecular function: G protein-coupled receptor activity. NCBI's taxonomy places the organism in Eukaryota, Metazoa, Chordata, Mammalia, Artiodactyla, Cervidae.